GGACUUUAAUCAAUUACUUCCCCUUAGAUUCUAACCGGUCUUCCUAUCUCUUAUGCGUGGUUCACGAUCCUCGACUCAGCUAUGGAACGAAAAGGCACGAAGAAACUAACUGAAUUCCUUGAAAUACAGGACGCACAGCAGGCUCGAUGGGAAAAAGAGAAAGUAUUUGAAGGGGAUGCAUUCACUUCAGAUCCUCAAAAAAAAAACAAAUACUUUGUAACGUUUCCAUAUCCUUAUAUGAAUGGAAGACUGCAUCUGGGACAUACAUUUAGUUUGUCAAAAUGCGAGUUUUCAAUUGGCUUUUGGAGAUUGAAAGGAAAACAUUGUCUAUUUCCAUUUGGACUUCACUGUACUGGGAUGCCAAUAAAGGCUUGUGCAGACAAACUGGAUAGAGAAAUAAAGAUGUUUGGUAACCCACCCAACUUUCCAUUGGAAGAGGAAGCUGUUGAAGAAAUUGAAACCUCUUCACCAGCAGCAGUUGACAAAACUAAAGGAAAGAAGAGCAAAUUAAAUGCCAAAAGCGCAGGCUUGAAAUACCAGUGGCAAAUUAUGGCUUCGAUGGGAUUAAGUGACAAAGAGAUUGUGAAGUUUACUGAUACUGCUUAUUGGCUCCGCUAUUUCCCUCCAUUAGCUAUUCAGGAUUUGAAGAGAAUGGGACUAAAAGUUGAUUGGCGUCGAUCGUUCAUCACAACGGAUGCAAACCCGUAUUAUGAUUCAUUUGUUCGAUGGCAUUUUCUGAAGCUGAAUGAACAUGACAAAGUGAAAUUCGGAAAACGGUACACAAUUUUUUCUCCAUUAGACGAUCAACCAUGCAUGGACCAUGACAGAAGUAGUGGUGAGGGUGUUGGUCCACAGGAAUAUACCCUAAUUAAAAUGGGUCUAAUGGAACCUUUUCCUGCCAAAUUAAGUCCUCUGAAAGGAAGAAAGGUGUUUUUGGUGGCAGCCACAAUGCGACCAGAGACUAUGUACGGUCAAACAAACUGCUGGAUCCACCCAACCAUGACAUACAUUGCAUUUGAAAGUUGCAAUAAAGAAGUGUUUGUCAGUACUCGCCGAGCUGCCAGGAACAUGAGUUAUCAGGGUAUAACCACUGGAAAUGCACAAAUAAACACUCUUCUGGAAUUUGUUGGACAGGAUAUACUUGGCGUAAAACUACAUGCACCUCUCACCAGUUACCAGUGUAUCUAUACUUUACCGAUGAUGACUAUCAAAGAAGAUAAAGGAACUGGAGUUGUGACAAGUGUGCCAUCAGAUUCACCGGAUGACUUUGUAGCCCUUCGAGAUUUAAAAAACAAACAGCAAUUUAGAGAGAAAUUUGGAAUUCAAGACCACAUGGUGUUGGACUUUGAACCAAUUUCCAUUAUAACCAUUCCUGGUGACAGCAGCUUCAGUGUGGAGGAAGUUUGCAAACAAAUGAAAAUACAGAGCCAGAAUGAUAAAGAAAAACUGAACGAAGCAAAAGAAGUGGUUUACAAAAAGGGUUUCUAUGAAGGGGUUCUGAAAGUUGGUGAGUACAAGGGCAAAAGAGUUCAAGAUGUGAAAAAGAUCGUUCAGCAAGAGAUGAUCAAAAAGAACGAAGCUGUUCUCUACAUGGAACCUGAGAAGAAAGUUGUCUCCCGCUCUGGUGACGAAUGUGUAGUGGCACUUUGUGAUCAAUGGUAUUUGGACUAUGGAGAAUCCAGUUGGAAGGAACAAGUCAAAAAGUCUUUAGAUAAUGUUGAAACUUAUCAUCCUGAAGUACGCCAAAAUUUUCUUGCAACACUUGAUUGGCUGCGAGAACAUGCAUGUUCCAGAUCCUAUGGAUUAGGAACAAAACUACCAUGGGAUGAGAAGUACCUAAUCGAAUCCUUAUCUGAUUCAACAAUCUACAUGGCUUAUUACACAGUAGCUUAUCUCCUUCAAGGCGGAACAUGGGAUGGAUCAGUUGCAGGCCCGGCCAAUAUCAAGCCAGAACAGCUGACUCCUGAAGUUUGGGAUUAUAUUUUCUUCAAAAAGAGUCCAUUUCCCAAGACAGAUAUUCCUAAAGCUACUCUUGAUAAACUGAAGAAUGAAUUUGAAUAUUGGUAUCCUGUAGAUUUGCGUACCUCUGGAAAAGAUCUGGUGCCCAACCACCUUACCUAUUAUUUAUACAAUCAUUGUGCUAUCUGGAAAGAUGAUAGUUCAAAAUGGCCCCGAAGUAUUCGAGCAAAUGGGCAUUUGCUGUUGAAUUCAGAGAAAAUGUCCAAGUCGUCAGGAAAUUUCCUUACUCUUUCUGAAGCUCUUGAAAAGUAUUCUGCCGACGGUAUGAGAAUGGCUUUGGCCGAUGCUGGUGAUUUCAUUGAAGACGCCAAUUUUGUUGAGAAAAUUGCCGAUAGUGGUUUGCUGAGACUCCAUUCCUAUUUAGAAUGGGUCAAAGAAAUGGUUCCUCUCCUAAACAGCAUGAGAAGUGGUCCUUAUAAUUUUAAUGAUAAAGUUUUCAUAAAUGAGAUGAAUAAGAAGCUCCAGGAAACAGAGAGCAGCUUUGAAAAGAUGUUGUAUAAAGAAGCAUUGAAAACAGGAUUUUAUGAAUAUCAGGCUUUAAGAGACAACUACCGUGAAAUGGCAAUGGAUGGUAUGCAUCAAAAUCUUGUAAAAUGGUUCAUCGAAACUCAAACUUUAAUCUUAUCUCCAAUUUCCCCUCACCUUUGUGACCACAUUUGGCAAAUUCUUGGUCAUACUACAAGUAUCAUGAAAGCUAGCUGGCCAACUUCAGAUGUUGUCGAUGAGUCUCUGUCCCUCUCUGCAGAAUAUCUAAUCGAAGCUGUUCACAGUUUCCGUCUGAGGAAGAAAGGAAUAUUGCUAAACAAAUAUACAGUAAGUUCACAUCUUUGUUUUUCCCCUAAAGCUAUUGAUUCCUGGGGUUAA
Messenger RNA from Octopus sinensis (East Asian common octopus), 2883 nucleotides. Its product is annotated as leucine--tRNA ligase, cytoplasmic. Bases 82 to 2883 code for a protein of 933 amino acids. Gene Ontology annotation, biological process: leucyl-tRNA aminoacylation. Lineage: Eukaryota; Metazoa; Mollusca; Cephalopoda; Octopoda; Octopodidae. Gene Ontology annotation, molecular function: leucine-tRNA ligase activity; ATP binding; aminoacyl-tRNA deacylase activity. The transcript is spliced from 25 exons. The record is from RefSeq and is a predicted model, not a curated record.